This is a messenger RNA of Naegleria gruberi, 1197 nucleotides long. RefSeq lists its product as uncharacterized. Gene Ontology annotation, molecular function: acetyl-CoA C-acetyltransferase activity. Lineage: Eukaryota; Heterolobosea; Eutetramitea; Acrasida; Naegleriidae. The record is from RefSeq and is a predicted model, not a curated record. The transcript has a single exon. The coding region runs from base 1 to 1197 and encodes 398 amino acids. Gene Ontology annotation, biological process: fatty acid beta-oxidation.
AUGACUUUAAAGACUCGUGCUGUUAUUGUUGCCGCUCAAAGAACACCAAUCGGUUCCUUCCUUGGUAAACUCUCUGGAUUUGAUGCACCAAAAUUAGGUUCAUUGGCCAUUCGUUCUGCCCUUCAAAAAUCAGGUGUUACACUCUCCGAAGUACAAGAAGUAAUUAUGGGCAAUGUUAUUUCUGCUAAUUUGGGUCAAGCUCCAGCUCGCCAAGCUUGUAUUCAUGCUGGUCUUCCAGAUAGUGUCGUUUGUACAACACUCAACAAGAUGUGUGCUUCUGGUAUGAAGGCUGUCAUGUAUGGUACUCAAUCAAUUGAAUUAGGAAUCCAUAAUUGUGUUGUUGCUGGUGGUUUUGAAUCUAUGAGUAAUGCACCAUAUUAUGUUCCACACGGAAGAUCUGGUCACAGAUUAGGUGAUGGUAAAUUGGUUGACUCAAUUUUGAAGGAUGGUUUGACUGAUGCCUUCAGUAAUGAACAUAUGGGUUGGUGUGCUGAACAUACUGCCAAAUCAUUUGGUAUUACUCGUGAAGAUCAAGAUAACUAUGCAAUUGAAUCAUAUAAUAGAGCUCGUGAAGCUAAUGAAAAGGGAUAUAUGGCUAAUGAAAUGUUCUCGAUUGCUCUUCCAACAAAGAAGAAGGGUGAUGUUGUCAGCUAUCUCCAAAAAGAUGAAGAAUAUACUAACAUUAACUUUGAUAAGGUUCCACAACUCAAGCCAGUUUUUAUGAAGGAUGGUACUGUCACCGCUGCCAAUGCUUCCACACUGUCUGAUGGUGGUGCUGCUUUAGUUUUGAUGAGUGAACAAAAGGCCAAGAAUGCUGGUUUGAAGCCAAUUGCUAGAAUUUUGGGUUAUGGUGAUGCUGAAAAGGCUCCAAUUGAUUUCCCAACUGCUCCUUCUGCUGCUGUUCCAAUUGCUUUGAGACAUGCUGGUGUUAAUAUUGGUGAUGUUGAUUUGUGGGAAGUUAAUGAAGCUUUCUCUGUUGUUGCCCUUGCUAAUAUGAAGAUUCUUGGAUUGGAUGUUAGUAAUGUAAACAUCUUUGGUGGUGCUGUUUCAUUGGGUCACCCAAUUGGUUGUUCAGGUGCUAGAAUUCUCUGUACUUUGAUCAGUGCUCUCCAACAUAGAAAUCAAGAAAUUGGUUGUGCUUCCAUUUGUAAUGGUGGUGGUGGUGCUUCAGCAGUUGUUAUUGAACGUCUUGCUUAA